CUUCCUCCUCCUCCUCUUGUGAAGAGGUCUGCAUUCUAACAAGAAGUUCACAUUCACAGUUGGUUAGGGCACUAGCCAUUCUCUGUUGUAAUAUACCCUGAGGCUUCCCAGGACGAUCCUUAAGUUCCUCCUGUCACUCCAGCCCCUGUAUCCCUUUGUUCUGAGCCUCAGUUUCUCCACAUAACUCUCACAGGUUUUAGAAUGCCUUCCCUGCUCUAACUCUGGCAAGCCAAGAAACACACAUCUGUGAGGGACUACCUGUGGCUGAGCCUCUGUGCACCACACCCGGGCUCAGCCUCUAAGCCUUUACAAAUCCCACAAAUUCUCCGAGCUGUAUAAACACAUUGACUGGGCCUUGGCCAUUCCUCCCCCACCUUCUGCUCUUCUGUUGCACCUGGCCAUUUCUUCAACACCACGCCUCUGCUUGGCAUCCCCUAUCGAUCCCUCCAAUCCUGGCCGAUUCCCUCAGCUCUCCACCAAACACCUGCAUCCCAUCCCAUCUCCUGGGGUGGGGACUUGUUUCCCUUAUCAGCCCACCCGCCUCCUGGGUUACACAUUUCUUUGAACGGAAUUCCUGGCAAGAUAGAGCAGUGACUGUCAGCUCCGAGCCUGGAGUUUAUUGGACAGGGCGUCUUCGGGGCUGUCUCAGAGACAGGUAAAGGGCAAUCAAGCAGGAAAAAAGUAGAAAGGACCCCAAAAGAAGGAGAAACGGGUGACUAAAGAAUUUAGUAUGUGACUGAAAGUUGGGAAGAGGAGAACAGCAUAAAGACCAGUGGAGAAGAGUCAGACCACAGGCCUGAGGUGAAAGCAAGCACAGACCUGGCAGUGACCCAGAAUCGUCCUUAACCUCUGCUGAAGAUCUGCAGAGGUACAGGAGCCCUGGAAGUCUGACUCUUGAGACUGGAAGCUGAAUUGAGGAAGUCCAGAAGGGCCUCUGAGAAGAGGCUCAGGGCUCACUUGGCCACGAAGAACCCAUAGGUGGCACCCUAGCUUCCCAGGGACUGCCUGAGGCCAGCAGGAAGGGGACACGAGUCAGAGAGAGGACAAAGGUGGAUGCUGGCUCCAAAUCUCUAGGCAGUGAUAUCAUCCCACCAACUCCGCUGUUUUUUUUUUCUUUCUUUGUUUUCUGGUAUCCUUGAGCUCAGGAUCUUUGCCUAGGCUGGUGACUGUGAAAGCCUCCACCUCCAAGAAGACCCUCUCUGGAAAACUUGACCUGUGGAGACAGGACAAGUACCCACCAGCUCUUCUGCUAAAAGCCACUUUCUAAUCUUGGAGGUGUUCGAGGUCCAUGGAAGUCCCUGUGUUCAAGGAAUUGUGCCAGAGUCCCCCAGCAUCAGGAUCUCCAAUCACCACCUCUGUGUGCCCUCUGGGUCCCCAGAAACUCCAGAAAGAAAAUAUACCACCUUCUGCUGGCAUCGCCCCAGGCACACACAGAGUGUUCCUCCCAGCAGCCUUCAGAUCAGGCUAUGGCAGGUCCUACCAUCCAGAGGGACAUAGAGAAGAGUUCAGGAUACUGUGAGGCCCCAGAGAAGCUGGGCCUGUCUUUCUCCAUUGAGGCAAUUCUGAAGAGACCCACAGAAAGAAGAAAUUUGCCCAGACCACAAAGCAUUGGUGGUGGGGACUCCAGGCAGACAACUACCUCAGGUUCUAAGUUGGAGAAGCCCACACAGGAUCAGCCCCAAGAGGAAAGAAAGAACAAGCGGAGAGUUCGGACUACCUUCACCACAGAGCAGCUACAGGAGCUGGAGAAGCUCUUCCACUUCACCCACUACCCCGACAUCCAUGUCCGGUCCCAGCUGGCUUCCAGGAUUAACCUGCCCGAAGCUCGAGUACAGAUCUGGUUCCAGAAUCAGAGGGCCAAGUGGAGGAAGCAGGAGAAGAGUGGGAGCCUCAGUGCCCCACAGCAGCCUGGUGAGGGUCCUGUACUGACGCCCACUGCUCUGCCCACAUUGGUGCCACCCACAGAAUGCUACCUCCUCUCUCAGACUCAGCUCGCUUCAAGCUGGUUCCCUGCCCAGAUUCCCCUUGUCCCAUGGCACCCAUGGGACCUGCAGCCCCUGCCUGGCCCUCUCACCCAGCAGCCUUGUGUCCCUACCUUCAUCCUCCCACCCCCAAACCCCAAGUGGGGCAGCAUCUGUGCAAUGCCAACAUAAGGACUGGUUUCUCUCUUCCCAAGCAAGCAACUCUCCUCCCUCAGUGAUGGCCGACAGCCCUGGACCUCAGAGAAAAUCACUUCCACAGUCCAUCAAUGGCCCCCAGCUGAGGAAGCUACCCAGAGCUUGCCAUUAAAGACUGUACCAGCCAUGGAUGACAGCCAAGGACAGCACACAUCUCACCAAGUCAGUCUCCUAGUGCAAAAUCCUGGCUGACUAAGGGCUGGGAUGAAGCUCAGAAUAAGCUGCUCUCUUCUCACCCCUCAUCUAUAACUAAGCAGCCAUUUCUAUGGACCCCUUUGCCCCUUAUUUAAGAGAGCCUUGGGAAAUACAAGGCAUGGGGGGAGGGCUGCACAUUCAUGAACCCAUCCGUAUACUCGUUCACAAUGUCCACACUGAACGCUGAGCACUGUGCACUUGCAAACAGAUGUUGGGCUACACAGGUCAGAUUCUGCCCAGGUUAGCUGAAAGGUGAUCCUAACCUCUGCCUGCAAAUGGAUGUUGGUGACAUUGGACUCAGCUAGUGUCUAGCACAUUCCUAAUGACUUUGAUAUGAAAAAAAAAUCUCAGAAUGGGAGAGAAAUAGAAGAAAUUGUUCUUAAUUUAAAAGA
Rattus norvegicus (Norway rat) is the source of this 2764-nucleotide messenger RNA. It is a transcript of the gene Isx, whose product is annotated as intestine-specific homeobox. Gene Ontology annotation, molecular function: DNA-binding transcription repressor activity, RNA polymerase II-specific; sequence-specific DNA binding; DNA-binding transcription factor activity, RNA polymerase II-specific. Gene Ontology annotation, cellular component: nucleus; nuclear body; nucleoplasm. NCBI's taxonomy places the organism in Eukaryota, Metazoa, Chordata, Mammalia, Rodentia, Muridae. Gene Ontology annotation, biological process: negative regulation of transcription by RNA polymerase II; regulation of DNA-templated transcription. The record is from RefSeq and is a predicted model, not a curated record.